UAACACGUCGUUUUUUUUUUUUUUUAUCUCUCUGCUACGAUGCAAUUUUUCAGAAAACACUAUGGGCACAAACGAGGCUGUCAUAGAUUCCGACGCCUGGUUCCUUUCACUGGGAUUCAUUGCUUCGAUCGUGGUGGCGUUAUGUAGUUAUGGAUUCAAGGUGGUCUCGGUGAUCGUCGCUGCUCUUGCGGGCACUAACCUGUACCUGCGCUGGACCAAGGGCAUUUACAAUGGCAUGAAUCGGAUGGACGGCAAGACCGUCAUAGUUACAGGAGGCAAUGCAGGGAUCGGCAAAGAGACAGCCAAGGAACUCGCGCGGCGAGGCGCCCGCGUCAUCCUGGCUUGCCGCAGCACUGCCAAAGGCCAGCGGGCAGCCGAGGACAUCCUGGCGGAGACCGGCUGCUCCGUCGUCGUGCGCCAGCUCGACCUGUGCUCGCUCAAGUCGGUGCGCCAGUUUGCCGAUGACAUCGUUUGCAAUGAGCGGCGGCUCGACGUACUCAUCAACAAUGCCGGAAUUUUUCCAGGUACGCACAACAAAAAUUAUCUGCACUCCCUAAACUGGGCAAACACUUGUGCUUUAUUCACAGACAGGAUGCAGCUUACCGACGACGGCUAUGAAGAAUGCUUCCAAGCAAACUACUUGGGCCACUUCCUCCUGACACUUCUACUUACAGAUCUGCUCAAGAAAAGCGCCCCGAGCCGCGUGGUGAACCUGACGUCGGGCCUGCACCACCUGGGGCACACGCAGCGGCUAGAGGAACGUGCUAGGGGCACGCACCCCUGGGUGACGCCCACGCUCGCCUACAGCGACUCCAAGAUGGCCAUGGUCUGCUUCACGAGAACCCUGGCGCACAAGCUCAAGACACAUGGCGUGACGGUGAACGUGGUACAUCCGGGCAUUGUCAAGACCACAAUCGCUGACAGGGAAUCGUUGAUGGCGCUCUUUCUUCGCUUCCUCUACAACACCGUUGGAAAAACGCCCUGGGAGGGAGCCCAGACCGUCUUGUACGCGGCUGUGGACGACCGGUUCUUGGAAAGCACUGGCAAGUACCUAGUCGACUGCAAGGACGAUUGGGUCAACUGGAGGGCCCUGGACAAGCGCGAGGCUAGCCGGGCUUUCGAGACGUCCGUCCGGCUCGUCGGCAUGGAGCUCGACCAAGUUCAGAAGCUAUUCUGAUACGCCCACGUCCGCGCGCGUAUGUUUCUUUCUCAGACUAAAGGCGAAGAACAGACGCCUUCCAUUUCUGCUGAAUCUGUCGCUCGUCCUCUGAGCACGGCUGCGUACGAAUCAACACGCAUUUCGUUUAUUUGGUCUCGUCAUCUGUUUUAGCGGAUGGCUCGGCAUCAAGCCCACACUGGCAGUCACACAUCAGCAGCAGGACGUGUGCGACAGUGCUGCGAAAUCGCCUCUGUCUACUGGAGUUAUUAAAGGAGAUAAACAGCAUUUGUUGAAUGAUGUUGUCUCGGCACACAUCGAACGUUCGCUUGCCUUCCUUGUCAGCGGCCCUACGUCAUGCCAUGCUUGUGACACAGGGUGCCAACGAGGAGCUUUUUUAUAAAAGGCUCUGGCAACGGGGGUUUCCUCAAUAAAAAUAUUUA
Dermacentor andersoni is the source of this 1599-nucleotide messenger RNA. RefSeq names its product retinol dehydrogenase 12-like. Lineage: Eukaryota; Metazoa; Arthropoda; Arachnida; Ixodida; Ixodidae. The record is from RefSeq and is a predicted model, not a curated record.